AUGGAUUCAUGGGAUGACGAUGAGUUUGAAGUGCCAUCGGUGACAAAGGCAGAAGUGACCAACUGGGAAGACGAGGAAGAAGAAGAUGAACCGUUGAUAGCUUCCAAGCCUGAUGCAACUGUAUCAAAGGGACUGAUCAAGCCGAAGCAGAUGAAGAAGAUGAAACUCAAAGAGAUUGAGGAAAAGCAAAAGAUGGAAAUUGCUCUUACCAAGGCACGACUCGCAGCUCAGGUGGAUGAGACUGACGAUCAGCGUCGUGCCCGUGAGAAAGCUUCGAUUGAGGAAGCGGACUUUGAGAUGGCUAUCGAUGCAUUUGCUGGUGCUCCUCCCAAGCCAGCGGCCGGAGUCACCGAUGACACUGACGCUGCCAUUUCGUCCAUGCGGCUACUAUCACUUGCUGAUCAUGAACACUUGGGUGACGUGGUAUCAGCCCGAUUGGUAAAUUCCAACUCAAAAUACGCACUUGAGUGUAUUAAAGUGAUCUUGACCAAGGCUUCUAUGAACUUGACAGCUGACGAUAUGAAGGAGAUUACGACCAUCGUCAACGUUGUUAAGAAUGAAAAAAUUGCAGCUACUAAGCCUAAAGGGAAGAAGAAGAAGCAGACUGGCAAGCAGGGAUACGCUAAUGUUGAACGUGGUGUCGGGAAUGGCGCCGGCACUGGAGGCAAGGCUUACGCCGGCUACGAAGACACUUAUGACGACUACGAUGACUUUAUGUAG
Messenger RNA from Peronospora belbahrii, 720 nucleotides. NCBI's taxonomy places the organism in Eukaryota, Oomycota, Peronosporomycetes, Peronosporales, Peronosporaceae. The record is from the annotation of a GenBank genome assembly.